UUGCUCCUCUUGUCUCCCUCGCUCACGCUCACUCGCUCCGCUGCACAGGGCCGGGAGGACUGUGCUGUGUUGCAUGACUCUGUCUGUCUGUGCUUUGCCGAAUGCCUACAUGACCACAAACCAGGAGAAGAAUGAGCUCACGCAGACUCCGCUGCUCAAGAACUGGGUGCCAUGGUUGGGGAUGGGAGGCUGCAAGCUAAAUCGCAGGAGAGGCUCCUCCGUGCCCCAGUUCACCAACUCCCCCACUCUGAUUGUGAUGGUUGGACUGCCUGCCAGGGGGAAGACAUACAUAUCCAAGAAGCUCACCCGCUACCUCAACUGGAUAGGGGUUCCCACAAAAGUCUUCAACUUGGGCCAGUAUCGCAGGGAAAUCCAGAGCUACAAGGGCUUUGAGUUCUUCAGACCGGACAAUGAGGAGGCCAUGCAGAUUCGCAAGGCCUGUGCUUCAAAUGCCCUUAAAGAUGUAGUUAUCUACUUCUCGAAGGAACAUGGACAAGUAGCUGUGUUUGAUGCCACCAACACAACACGGGAGAGGAGGGUCUCCAUUGUGAGCUUUGCCAAGGAAAAAGGCUAUAAGGUAUUUUUUGUGGAGUCCAUUUGUGAUGAUCCAGACAUCAUUGCACAGAAUAUCGCGGAUGUGAAGGUGAGCAGCCCAGACUAUCUGAACUGUGACAAGGAGGAGGCACUGGCAGACUUCCUGAAACGUAUCGAGUGCUACAAGCAAACCUACGUGCCAUUGGACGAUGAGAAAGACAGGCACCUGUCUUACAUCAAAAUUUUCAACGUGGGCUCUAGGUACCUGGUGAACUGUGUGCGGGACCAUAUCCAGAGCCGGAUAGUCUACUACCUCAUGAACAUCCACGUCACGCCGCGCUCCAUCUACCUGAGCCGCCACGGGGAGAGCAAUAUGAACCUGCUGGGUCGCAUUGGGGGAGACUCUGGACUCUCUCCCAGGGGUCAUAAGUAUGCCACUGCCCUGGGAACCUUCAUCAAGAGCCAGCAUAUAAAGGAUCUGAAGGUGUGGACCAGUCAUAUGAAGAGGACCAUCCAGACUGCAGAGCAUCUGGGCAUCCCCUAUGAGCAGUGGAAGGCUCUCAACGAGAUUGAUGCAGGUGUGUGUGAGGAGAUGACGUAUGAGGAGAUCCAGGACAACCACCCAGAGGAGUUUGCACUGAGAGACCAGGACAAGUACCGCUACCGUUACCCCAAGGGUGAGUCAUAUGAAGACCUGGUCCACCGUCUGGAGCCAGUGAUUAUGGAGCUGGAGAGACAGGAGAAUGUGCUGGUUGUGUGUCACCAAGCUGUCAUGCGUUGUCUGCUGGCCUACUUACUAGACAAAACCUCAGAUGAGUUGCCAUACCUAAAAUGUCCUCUUCAUACGGCGCUCAAACUUACACCGGUGGCCUAUGGAUGUAAAGUGGAGCAUGUUUUCCUAAAUAUUGAGGCAGUCAACACGCACAGAGAGAGACCUGGGAAUGUGGACGUAUCUAGAGACCCAGAAGAGGCCUUGAAGACUAUUCCUGACCACUUUUGAAUAUGAUUUAGAGCAGGGGAGGCCAAUUCCAGUCCUCGAGGGCCUGAUUGGUGUCACAGUUUUGCCCCAGCCCCAGCUCACACACCUGACUCCAAUAAUCACCUAAUCAUGAUCUUCAGUUUAGAAUUAAAUUUGAUUAAUCAGCUGUGAUUCCUAGGGAUGGAGAAAAGUGUGACACCAAUCAGGCCCUCGAGGACUGGAGUUGGCCACCCCUGAUUUAGAGGAGAUGGACUCUAGGACCAUAAUGAUGCUUUUAACUUUAUUUUCAAUCAGUUAUGACUGUGUACCUUUUCAGAUUAAACCUUGUCAAAGGCAGCAAGGGGCAAAGGGGGGGAAAAAGACAAGGGAGAAGACUGGAUGAAUACAAGAUCAAAUAUGACAAACCCCACUGCAUAUGGAAACACUGAGGGGGAAAAUUUACUGAUUUCUUCCUCCUCCGUGGCAACUUAGGCUAAAGCCAAGUACUGAAUGAGCAUGUGUUGUUUAUUGACCUAUAAUGUACAAGCAAUAUGCCUCGGUCUGCUCACUCUGACCCUGGUGUCUCAUACCAGACAUUUAGUGAGGCGCAGUCAGACAGGUGGUGUCAGAAGUAGUUUGGCAUAGUGUGAAAGUGGCCCAACAUGUUGUCAAUCAAACAUUUUCCCAGGCAAUUCUUACAUUAGGCUGCAGGAUAAAUGAUCAUACUUAAGUGAAAGUAAAGCUCAAAAGGUAAUCCAUUCUAUUGAAGUGUUAUAGGUCUAAUGCAGCUGUUUUUAUUUGUUUUAUGUACCUUACUGUGAUUGUUUAAAAACUAUUUUUUAAAGAAACAAAAAUAGAUUCUUAGCUAAGACCGGUUUCUCAAGCAAGAAUGAUGAUAGGACUGUCUGUGAGUAGUCUGACUGGGGAAGGGAAAACUGAAAACUAGCUGUUAUUUAGCAGAGAGGUUUGGAACUGGCUUUGUUAUUGGUCUGUUAACUAAUUUGCCACCUGGAGACGUCACCAGGCAGGACAAACUCCAUCCCACCAAAACAGGCUGAAAUUUCAAGCAGUCUUUUCAAACAGUUCUUACACUAAAAGGGAAUUAUCUUCUAGCAGAUGCUUUACAAUUUACAGGAGCAAUUAGGUUUAAGUGCCUUGCUCAAGGGCACAUCGACAGAUCUUUUACCUAGUCACCUCCAGGAAUUUGAACCAGCGACCUUUCAGUUACUGGUCCAACGCUCUUAACCGCUAGACUACCUGCCGCCUCAUUUCCACAAUUUCACAGUAUUAUUCCAACCUCAUAAUAUGGAAAUAUAUAAAACACAGGGAAAUCACAUUUGACUGUACUGGGCCUUUAAAUGAAUAAAGAAAUAUUAUAUUUGGA
Molecule: messenger RNA, 2876 nt
Organism: Oncorhynchus nerka (sockeye salmon)
Lineage: Eukaryota; Metazoa; Chordata; Actinopteri; Salmoniformes; Salmonidae
Product: 6-phosphofructo-2-kinase/fructose-2,6-bisphosphatase-like
Exons: 14
Coding region: 74-1534 (486 amino acids)
Biological process (GO): fructose metabolic process; fructose 2,6-bisphosphate metabolic process
Cellular component (GO): cytosol; 6-phosphofructo-2-kinase/fructose-2,6-biphosphatase complex
Molecular function (GO): fructose-2,6-bisphosphate 2-phosphatase activity; ATP binding; 6-phosphofructo-2-kinase activity
Source: RefSeq, a predicted model, not a curated record